Symbiodinium necroappetens is the source of this 918-nucleotide messenger RNA. Lineage: Eukaryota; Dinophyceae; Suessiales; Symbiodiniaceae. The record is from the annotation of a GenBank genome assembly.
GACUACCUCAUGAAGUAUCCGGGCGAGCUGCUGACGCCCGCCAACACUCCGUCCGUCGAGUUUUUGUCCUUGAUCCGUCAGCACCAAGAGUCUGGCCAGUCCGUUUGGAUUCCCUGGCGCCAACGCACCUCUGAAGCUGAUUUUUUGCAUUGGGAGGAAUCCCGCCGCCCCAGAUGCGAUCGCCAAAUGCUUCGUUCUCUUCUGGACUUGCCGGAUGAAGCUGCUGGGCCGACCUUUGGUUUUAGCAUCAACGGCCCCUCCGAGUCUGUUCUCCGUCGCUGUCUGGAUCUCUUCGCCACUGCCUUGGCCUUGUUGGACCUGGUUCACUUAGCCACCAUUAAGCGGUUCAACGAUAAGUUCUUUACUAUGGCCACCACUCCGCCGUCGGACAACACCCUCCGUGCCCCUGUUCUGCAGGAGGUGGUCCACGCUGACCGCGCGGUCUGGAUGACGGUCUCCGCUCUUGUCCGUGACCAGGCCUGGUCUCUUACCGACAGCCUGAAUGAAGUUGGUUUUUGCCGCCACGACAUGGCCCCACUGCUGCAACCCCGUCCGAAGCCGGCCCGUGCGCCUCAGCUGCCGUCCGGCCCCGCUUCUCCCGGCAAGCCUAACCUGCGCAAGCGCACCAACCCGGACGGGCAGCACCCUGUGCCUCCCUCCGGUGCCGAUGCGGCCAUCCCCAAGGCUGCACCUAAAGGCAAGGCCAAAGCCAAAGGCAAGGCUGCUCCUUCCAAACCCGGUCCGAUCCCCGGCUUCGACCCAUCCUGGGCGCGCGUCGUGGACGGCGCUGACGUGUGCAUGAAACACGCUAUUGGCAAGUGCGCGAACCCCAACUGCAAGUAUGCGCACGUGUGUCCGGUCAGCAAGCCGUGCGGUCAGCCCCACACGGCCCUCGAGCAUGCGGCCGCCCCGCAUUGA